UUACCCUUCCUGGGAAAUUCUCCAAUUAAUUACACUAAAUCAGAAGUUUCCCUCUACAGCCAUUUUUAAUGGCACCGAGUAAGAAAACCAAAUCGAAGGGGAACUCGGUCGAGUCAACUCAAUCGCCGGCUAAGUAUCCGGCGUGCAUCCGGCCCAUACCUCCAUCGUCCGUUGCUAUCUCCAUCCACGCCAAACCCGGCUCCAAACUCGCCGCAGUCACCGAUAUGAGCGAUGAUGCAUUAGGGGUGCAGAUUGAUGCUCCGCCUAAAGACGGUGAAGCUAACGCCGCACUUAUCGAUUUCAUUAGCUCUGUUAUUGGGGUGAAAAGGAGGCAAGUAUCACUAGGUUCCGGCUCAAAAUCGAGGGACAAGGUUGUGAUAAUAGAAGAGGUAACGUUACAGACUGUAUUUGAUGCUCUGAAUAGAGCUUUACUGAACCAAUGAUCGAUAUUUAUGCACUUAAAUUAUAUGAUCCUUUGUGUUUUAACAUAAUAGAAAAGCUUUAUAAAUUAUGCUUGAAAAAAAUUGUUUUGUCUUCAUAGCAUCUGGUUUUCUGAAUGAACCGUAGUAAAAGUAGAAAGGAUAAACAUGUUUGAUGCCGGUUGGAUUCGGAUUUCACCUAUCUUAGUUGUGCUGAAUGUUUCUUCCUUCGAUUCA
Molecule: messenger RNA, 656 nt
Organism: Erythranthe guttata (spotted monkey flower)
Lineage: Eukaryota; Viridiplantae; Streptophyta; Magnoliopsida; Lamiales; Phrymaceae
Source: RefSeq, a predicted model, not a curated record